This is a messenger RNA of Corylus avellana, 2557 nucleotides long. Its product is annotated as general transcription and DNA repair factor IIH subunit TFB1-1. Gene Ontology annotation, cellular component: transcription factor TFIIH core complex. The record is from RefSeq and is a predicted model, not a curated record. Lineage: Eukaryota; Viridiplantae; Streptophyta; Magnoliopsida; Fagales; Betulaceae. Gene Ontology annotation, biological process: DNA-templated transcription; nucleotide-excision repair.
UCGUACACACUACACAUCAGAGGAGCAAAUAGCAAUACUGUACACCUUUUCCUUAUACUUGGGCCUCUCGCUCUCUGAGUGAGAGAAAGAGAGAAAGAGAAAGAGCCUCUUUUUUUCCGGUGCUCUUCUUCUUCUUCUUCUUCUUCUUCGUCAGUACCCAACGCAGCUUUUUGUAGCUUCAUUAACUGUCACACAUUUUUCCCAAUCCCUAAGCUCUCCCUCACCAGCAAACCACAAGCGAAAACCCUAAAUUAAUCUUUUUGUUUCAAGAAAUCAACCUACAUACCGCUAAUUCAAUCCCUAAAUUAAUAUAUAUAUAUAUUUUUUUAUUUGAAUUUCAUUGACUGAGAGAUUUAGUUAAUUACUUCGAUCGUGGCGACGAUGGCGACGGGGCAUGUGAUCAAGCGGGCCAAGUACAAGACCACCGCCAAAGGCUCUGGGACUCCUGGUGUAUUGAAGAUGACUGAGAACAGGAUUGCAUUCAAGCCUAAUGAUCCCACUUCAGCCGCAAAGAUUGAUGUAGAGUUUAGAUCAAUAAAAGGACAUAAAAACACUAAGGAGGGAUCUAACAAUCCACCAUUGCUUAAUCUCUCCCUUGAUCAGGGCGGGAGUUACAUUUUUGAGUUCGAAACUUUCUCAGAUCUUCAUGUUUGCCGAGAGUUUGUUGCAAAUGCUCUUGCAAGAUCUGGAGAGGCUGCGAAAGUGAAGUCCAGAGAGGCUGUGAUAGCCACUUCUGAUAGAUCUGCGGUUACUUAUUCUGAUGAACAACUCAGCACAGCAGAAAUGGAACUUCGAAUAAAGCUAUUGCGAGAGAAUAGUGAGUUGCAGAAACUUCAUAAGCAAUUUGUGCUUGGUAAUAUCUUGACAGAAUCUGAGUUCUGGGCUACAAGGAAGAAGCUGCUGGAUGGAGACAGCGGCCGAAAGUCAAAGCAACUGGUCGGUUUUAAAAGUUCAAUGAUUCUAGACACAAGACCCCAGACUGAUGGCCGGACAAACAAGGUUACAUUCAAUUUGACACCCGAGAUCAAAUAUCAGAUUUUUGCUCUGAAACCAGCUGUUCAACAGGCAUUUCUUAAUCUUGUUCCUAGUAAGAUCACAGAAAGGGACUUCUGGACAAAAUAUUUUAGAGCUGAAUAUCUCCAUAGUAAAAAAAAUGCUGAAGCAGCAGCAGAGGCUGCUGAAGACGAGGAGCUAGCCAUUUUUCUGAAGGAUGAUGACAUAUUGGCAAGUGAAGCUCGGCGAAAGAUUCAACGGGUUGAUCCAACUCUAGACAUGGAAGCGGACCAAGGGGAUGAUUACAUGCAUCUCCCAGAUCACGGGAUUUUUCGUGAUGGUAGCAAGGAUACAACUGAAUCACAGCAUGAGCAAUACAAGAGAACUUUCUUACAAGACCUUAACCGGCAAGGCGAGGUUGUUCUUGAAGGAAGAACUAUAGAUGUAGAGUUGGACGAUCCAAUGUCCGUAGCAGAAGCACUUGCACGUUCAAGACGGGAAUCUGAUGGGAAUACCAAGGAGGAGAGAAUUGAUAGGAUUUCUCGGAUGACUGAGAUGGAGGACCUUCAGGCACCUUAUGAUCAUCCUUUUGCUCCACUUUGUAUCAAGGAUCCUCGUGAUUACUUUGAUUCUCAACAAGUUAAUGCACUUAAAAUUUCUGAUGACACACGAGCUGGAGCAGAACAAUUGAGAUGUAGCCUGAGCACUGAGGAAGCAUAUAGCUUUUUGAGGGGUUCAAUAUCUGAGAUAAAGGCUACAGGAUUGUGUGCUCCCAUUGUCAAACCUGAGGUUGCUCUUACGGUCCUUAAUGGAUUGACCCAGAAUAUCUCGAGUACUAAAUAUCAGCUGGGAAAGAAUGUUCAAGAGAGUAUACUGGACAGGAUGCCUCUCACAACUAAGGAGGAACUGCUACAUCAUUGGAUAUCAAUUCAAGAAUUACUAAGGCACUUUUGGUCCUCAUAUCCAAUCACUACAUCGUAUCUUUAUGCCAAGGUGAGCAGAUUGAAGGAUGCCAUGUCAAAAAUAUAUCCACAGCUGGAGGAAUUAAAGGACUCCGUGCCCUCAGACCUCCGCCACCAGGUUUUCCUCCUUGUUCGUCCUAUGCAUCAGGCUCUAGAUGCUGCUUUUCAACAUUACGAGUCAGAUUUGCAGAAGAGAUCAGCAAAGAGCGGGGAGAAACCAAACGGAUACAUCUAGGAGAAUAAUUCUACGGUUCUCGGCUUCAACUAUCAGGCAGUAACAUUCUUUGCUGUCUCCAUAGCAGUCAUACAUACUCUACAUGACAUCAAUUUUGCUCUGAGUUUAUACUGGAUAGAGAUCGUCUUCAUGAGAGAAUAGCAGAAAGUUAAGAGCUUGAAACUUGACGACCUACUGUUGCUGCAGAGUGAAACUUGAAGGCCUACUAUUGCCUUAUUGCACCUCCUGAUCAGAACGCAAACCCUGUAUGUUUCUAGCAGUUUAGGCCCCCUUCUUUAAAUGUUUUGUUGCAGUGCCAAGUUUAAUGUUAAAUGCCACAAGUUCUCAUCGGUUACAUUAAUAUUAUAUUGGGAUGUUAGUUGCCAAG